UCCUUCUCAGGUCCCUCACAAUACUCUUCUUCUUCACCAUGAAAGGAAUCUCCAGAUCGCCGGUUAGAAGAAACGACGGUUUCCACCGUUACUUGAAACCUGGGGCUCUGGCUCAGAUCCGUAACUCUAGAAUCAACCACGCUAGAUCCAACUCGCCCCUGACUCGUUCUCUCUCCGACCCAGUCGACCCGCUGUCAUCUUCUUCCGAGAGUCUUGUAGCUGCGCCGCCGCAGACCAUAACCAUGGACCAGAUGCCCCAUCUCUUGAGCAAGAUCUAUGGUACGUAUCGAAUCGGUAGGAAGAAACUUGGCCCUGCGAGAUCUGUCUUGCGGACGAUGAACCCUAGUCCAGACUCUAUACUUGAAUCCACUAGUGGUAAUAGCAACGCAUUGAGUAAUAAUGAUGUUUUAGUUGCUCAUUGAAUUAAGCUUAAGUUAAUUUCCCUGCUUCUGUAUAUUAUUACUUUGUAACUGAUACACUUUGGGGAAAUAUCUUCAAUACUCAUCAGACUUUUAUUAAAAUACAAAAUCUCAAUAAAUUUGUUUCUUUCAC
Molecule: messenger RNA, 552 nt
Organism: Arabidopsis arenosa
Lineage: Eukaryota; Viridiplantae; Streptophyta; Magnoliopsida; Brassicales; Brassicaceae
Source: the annotation of a GenBank genome assembly